CCGAAUUUUGCAAUAUUUCGAGCAGCUUCCCGUCGUCGACAAAAUGACCGAAGAAAUUCUGAAACAAGGCGUCGGAAUUGUGGAAACCUCAUUGACAUUUGAGCCGCCUUUUUGUGAAUCUUUUGAGCGAAUUUCUAUCGAUAAUUUCCCGAUUUUUGCGCUCGGAAAGGAGAUUUCAAAGGAAGAUGGAAUCGAGGCAAUGAAAAAGUACGUCACAUCGAGAUUUUGGUUCACUUAUCGCAGAGAUUUCUCCCCAAUUGGUGGCACAGGCCCUAGCACGGAUCAAGGAUGGGGUUGCAUGCUGAGAUGCGCACAGAUGCUUCUCGGAGAAGUACUCCUUCGCCGUCACAUUGGACGCCAUUUUGAAUGGGAUAUUGAGAAGACUUCAGAGAUUUAUGAAAAGAUUUUACAAAUGUUUUUCGACGAAAAAGACGCGCUUUACUCGAUUCAUCAAAUUGCUCAAAUGGGUGUUACUGAAGGAAAAGAAGUCUCAAAAUGGUUUGGACCAAAUACGGCGGCUCAAGUAAUGAAGAAGCUCACAAUUUUCGAUGAUUGGUCGAAUAUCGCCGUCCACGUGGCACUUGAUAAUAUUCUUGUGAAAGAGGAUGCUAUUACAAUGGCAACAUCAUAUCCAAGUGAAGAUGCUGUUAAACUUAUUAUGGAAAACGGCCUCGUCGACAAAAACCGUCUCUCCCUCUCCCCAGGCAAUAUAAUCCCCGAAUGGCGUCCCCUUCUCCUAAUGAUUCCCCUACGUUUGGGUCUCACCACGAUCAAUCCAUGCUAUUUAUCAGCAAUUCAAGAAUUCUUUAAAAUCCCACAAUGCGUCGGAAUUAUCGGUGGUCGACCAAAUCAUGCUCUAUACUUUGUUGGAAUGUCUGGUUCGAAACUUUUCUAUCUGGAUCCUCACUAUUGCCGGCCAAAAACUGAAUCGACGGCCAAAAUGUAUGCAGAAAAAGAUUCCACGGCCACCACCGAUGACGUAGGCUUCAGUCAUUUGGAAGAACUUGUUCCAUUACCAUCUCAAACCGCAGACGUUUACACGAAAAUGGAUGAUUCCACGUAUCAUUGUCAAAUGAUGUUAUGGAUUGAGUAUGAGAAUGUGGAUCCUUCACUCGCGUUGGCAAUGUUUUGUGAGACACGUGACGAGUUUGAAAAUCUGUGCGAGACCCUUCAAAAAACCACAUUGCCUGCCUCCCAACCGCCCAUGUUCGAGUUUUUGCAGCGGCGGCCCAAGUAUUUGCCAAAAUUCGAACCAUACACUGGCGUUUCGAUGAAGAUUGAGAUGAAGGAAUUCGAUGACAUCGGCGCCGCCAACGUGAAAAUCGAUGAUGAUUUUGAAGUUUUGGAUGUUCAUACAGAAGAAGAAGACGCAGACGAAGACAAUGAUGAUGACGUGGCAAAUGCCUAAGCCCCGCCCACUUUCCCUACCUUAUCACGACGAUUUUGUUUUGCUGGUUUUUGUAAAAAAUUGUAUUAAAAAUUAUGUUUUUUUUUGGUUUCUCAAAUGUAUUUUUAAAAAAUUGUGAAUGUGAAGAUAAUGUUUUAUAUUAAAAAAUUCGAUAAAAAAUUUAAAUUU
Molecule: messenger RNA, 1576 nt
Organism: Caenorhabditis elegans
Lineage: Eukaryota; Metazoa; Nematoda; Chromadorea; Rhabditida; Rhabditidae
Gene: atg-4.1
Product: Cysteine protease atg-4.1
Exons: 7
Coding region: 44-1408 (454 amino acids)
Cellular component (GO): cytoplasm
Molecular function (GO): cysteine-type peptidase activity; protein-phosphatidylethanolamide deconjugating activity
Source: RefSeq, marked reviewed